Messenger RNA from Lytechinus variegatus (green sea urchin), 1388 nucleotides. RefSeq names its product cilia- and flagella-associated protein 300-like. The coding region runs from base 59 to 865 and encodes 268 amino acids. The transcript has 7 exons. NCBI's taxonomy places the organism in Eukaryota, Metazoa, Echinodermata, Echinoidea, Temnopleuroida, Toxopneustidae. The record is from RefSeq and is a predicted model, not a curated record.
GUUCAACUUCAACUAGAAGUUCAAGUUCGAAUUCAUUCGAUUUCUCGUCUAACUAAGUAUGGCUACAAGUUCCGGAGGUGCACAGAAGGACAAUAAGUUUCAGUUUAGGGAGCUGGAUAGGAUAUGUGCGUCUUUAAAGAACAGUGAGGUGCAAGAUUUGCUGAUGAAAUGGGGAAUGAAGGGUCGGAUGUUUGUGCAGUAUUUCAGCUAUGACCAACUAUUUCAAGCUUAUCAGAAGGAUGACUUUAUUUUGGAUUUCUUCAAAGACCCCGUUGUCAUGGCAACCCUAGGUACACUAUCAGACAGUGGAUCUUGGGGUCCUCCUGGAUUCGCAGCAGAGAAGGUGGAGGUUGUGCAAGUUCCUUGUUCUGUGACCUCGAUGACCUUCUUUGAUCGUUUAGAGGGGGAGGAGCUUGUGAGAGAAGGUGGCCGCAUUGUCAAGUGCUUUGAUGAGUUUUACGAGGAUUUCACGAUAUCGGAUGAAGUCAGAAAGAUGAUUCUCCUUGAAGAUUCUGAUAAUUAUGAGGUCUACUCUGAGCUGGAGAGGGAGCAGUUCCUCUUCCGUCUCUUUGAGCAUCUAUGCCUUGGUGGUUCUCUGUGCCAGUAUGAGGAUAGCAUCACACCCUACCUGGAUACCACUAAACUACUCUACAAAGAUCUUGUCAGUGUCCAAAAGGAUUCAUCCACCAAGGAACUGAGGGUCAUAUCCCAUGUAUUCAAGGUGAAAGCCUGGGAUAAAGACAAUUACCAGUUUUACCCUUGUGACCAAGAUCAUCGGCAGACCUUUGCAUACUUCAUCGUAGAUCCCCUGAAAAGACAUGUUGGUGUUCUCUACCAUCGCUUUGGGAGUGGUGUCUUCACAUAACCCCAGCCAGCAUAUGUUCUCCAGCAUUGAACGUUAUGAAAGUGUACGAACAGUUUUUGCCGAUUCGUCGUCCAUUUCCUAUGGAGGGAUGCUUACAUAUAUGUACACGUUGUCCAUCAUUGGUUUGGGAGUAGUGUCUUAUCAUCAGAAAUUUGGUUGGAAAAGACUAUUGACAGACCUUUGCAUACUUUGAGAAGACAAGCCAGUGUUCUCCACCAUCUCUAUGGGGGUGGUGUCUUUACAUAACGACCUGCAUAUGAUUGCCUGUAUGGUAUCGUGGCUCAUUCCCUUUUAGCAGAUGCUGACAUGCAUCAACCAUCUUAGUUAACAGAGCGUCCACCUCACAAAGGGAAAUUUGGAAGUUCUAGCCCCUGCCGAGUUAGACCAGAAGAUGUUAAAAGACGAGAGUUGCUACCUCCCUGUCUGGUGUAAUGAUUCAAGGGAUAGAUAAAAUUUGAUCUGGCAAUGCUCAACGACUGCUAGGUUCACGAUCAAUUGGGCAAAAUAAAUUUUUUAAGAUUUC